Messenger RNA from Cephus cinctus (wheat stem sawfly), 4607 nucleotides. RefSeq lists its product as uncharacterized. The record is from RefSeq and is a predicted model, not a curated record. Bases 184 to 3849 code for a protein of 1221 amino acids. Gene Ontology annotation, molecular function: cysteine-type deubiquitinase activity. The transcript has 14 exons. Gene Ontology annotation, biological process: protein deubiquitination. Lineage: Eukaryota; Metazoa; Arthropoda; Insecta; Hymenoptera; Cephidae.
CACUGACGGAAAUACAAUUUUCUACAAUGGCGAAUUAGAUAUCUUCAGGUAAAAACACAAGAGGAACUCAACUGAAAUCCACGCGAUAUAGUUUGAAAUCUAUGUUCAGAGUACUGCUGAUUUCUGUAUAACCAUGUGAUCAGUGUUCUUCAUCAUGCGUCGAUCAAGAACAGUGUAGUCCGAAUGGACAAACAGCGAAAAUCCUUGGAAGGUGGAGACAAUUUGAUAUAUGAAUUCAGUGAAAUUUUUGAAUUAUUUGAUAGUGCUGACAUAUCAGAAGAUUUGCCUCUCCCAGAAUCAACCGGACUGAGCCCAUUAACUUUAUCCUUAGAUCAUAACCUGACGCUGCAAGAGGAUAAUUUGCUGGUUAGUGAAACCGACAUGGGCAUUGAAAAUACCUGGACGGAAGCAAAUAGUUCAGCGUCUGAUUAUGCAAUUCCAUUGCCAGCACCUCCUGGAUUGGAUGACUUUACAGAUGUUGGAGCCAAUCCCAUGGAAGAAGUUUGUAUAAGCAUGGAACAUGGACCGUUCUUACCACCUGUCACUCCAAUACUAAAUAACCUUUUUGCUGAUACAGGAGAGACGCAGGAUGAUUCUGUGAUUGAAGUUAGCACCCCUGCUGGCGUCUGUGGCUUGCGAAAUCUCGGUAAUACGUGUUUUAUGGCUGCGGGGUUACAGUGUCUCACUGCCACCCCUCCUGUGCUGCGACAUUUUUUGGAGUUGCAGCAGAGAGGACAAAAGUUACUGCAUCCACCUCCGGAUACGCUGAUGGCUCAUUUUAGUUCGCUCCUCGGUAAAAUGUGGUCUGGAAGAUACAGUGUUGUCAGGCCCACCGAAUUUAAGCAAACUCUAGGCGCGUAUCACUCGCAAUUUAAAGAUUAUAGACAGCAUGACUGCCAAGAGUUUCUUGCACUUCUGCUCGAUUCUCUUCACGAACAAACGAAUACAGCUGCCAAAAUCUGCCAGAUGCCUGUUGGUACUACUGCCGCUGCUGCUGCUACUGCUACUGCUACUGCUGCUGCUGCCGCUGCUGCUGCUGUUGCUGUUGCUACUGCUGCUACUGUUGCUGCUACUGCUGCUACCACAACCACUGCCAAUACAACUAGUCAAAAUGAAAACGUGGGAAAACGUUCUUUCAUUGAACCUAUUAUUACUGCCAUCAGUAAUUCAAACUGUAAUAUUGAGCUUAUGGAAAUGUAUGAAAAUUCACCAUGGCCCGAAUGUCCUAAUAGCCCAAAUCUUACUAUGGCUGGCUCUCCGCGAGAUUUAGACUCGCCGAUGGCCGAGCUAGACAGUACAGCAAAUUCACCUCAAAGAUUGCCUUUGAAUGACAACGACGACGAAGAAACAUUGGACUCGGAGGAAGUAGUCGAUACGAGUAAAACUACUUUUAUUCAUAACAUAACACAAACGAAUAAAAGUAGUCGAGACGAGGAGAACGAAAAAGAUGGUGACGAGAAAAUCGAUGAAAACGAGGAGAGGGAUGACGAAGACGACAACGACGACGACGACGACGAAGAAAGAGAACAGGACCAGAAUGAUUACAUGCGAGAUAAGGAGCAGUUAACAGUCCACGCAACAAACAGAAUUAAUACUACCAGCUGCCAGCCAUUAAGAUUCGAUAAGCUGAUUGCCCUCUCAAAAAAUGUAGCCGCGCAGUACCAUGGUCUCUAUGACAUUCUGAAGGAUGCAAAAACGAGUAAUGCCAAUUUCCUUGUAACACCGCAAGAAUGCAAUAACGAGAUUCAUUAUGACUCGCAAAAGUUUCCAAAGGAUAAUAUUCGCAGAAUGACCUUGGAGAAUUCAAACCUAAUGGAAAAUCAUGAUUUUGACAAUAAGAGCGUCAGUAUCAAGAGGAUAAAAGAGGUUAAUGUUCAAAAGAUGAAUUGCGCAAUGGAUAGCUUAUCUAGCGGCGGUUCUUAUGUCAAAUAUGAUUCCGGUUUGGAAAAGUGCAAUGUAAAGAGAAUGAGACUAGAAGAUCAGGAAAAAAAUCAUAAACGCGAUGGACUCGGAACGAGUUUCGGUCGUGUUGGUAGUGGUGGCAUUGGCAGUGACAGUGACGGUGGUGGUGGUGGUGGUGGUGGUAGCUGCGGUGGUGGUGUAACGCGAUGCUCCAGAGGACUACAGAACAACGAAAAUGGAGCAAUAGCUCCUCAAGAGGAACUCGAAGCAGACAUGCACUGGGCAAAGCAUCUAAGAUCUAACAGAAGCAUUAUCGUCGACACGUUUCAAGGGCAAUUUAAAAGCACGGUGAUAUGCGAAGUAUGUAAACACGUGUCAGUUACUUACGAACCAUUCAUGUAUCUGUCUGUCCCGUUACCACAUGCAAUGGAGAGGCAGCUUAUCGUUACUUACGUGCCGGCCAAUAGCGAGUCUCCGACAAGAUGCGUUGUCUCUUUGAACAAGCAAUCGAGAAUUGGCAAGUUGAAGGAGGAACUGUUGAAAACUUUGGGCAAGGAACAUCGUGUCGCUAUUGGCAACAUAGCUAUGGCUGAAGUACUCGAAAAUCACAUCGCCCGGAUUCUGGACGACAAUUCGCUGUUGAGAUACGUCAACGAUACUAAUCGUACUGUAUACGCCUUCGAGUUGUCCGAACCACCCAACGCCUUUGUUUUGAAAUUUGAAGACGGAAAUGCUAUUUCCGAUAUCGAAGCCAAUAACGCUUGUAUCGCCACUACCGACAAUGGUGCUGUUGUUGAUCGCGAGAUUCGUACUGGAGCAUCUGUGAAAGUUGGCUGUGACGUUGUCUGGGAUGAUACAGGCAGUGCGAACGGAAAGGCAUGUCAAAAUAGCGCUGCCGUACUCAUUGGAGAGGAAAUUGGCCCGUGCACCAUUUGUCUCGAAGAGCUAGACGGUGAUCUAAAGAAACAUGCUGGCAAUACUUGUAACUUUAUUAUGUGCGAUCCAUGUAUCGAGAACUACUUCAAGAAUCAAACGGAACCUCAAAUGUGCCCAGUGUGUUCAACGUAUGUAACGGCUUCGUCGUUUGCAAAGAUCGACCAGACUGGUAGGCCGAGGCCAGCUGUUCGCAUUCUGAAUGUCCCGGUUGUACUGAGACAGGAUACCAACGAAACAACCAACAACCGUAAGGGUACCAAGCUUUUUGGAUAUCCACACCUAGUUAAGUUGCCCUCGAGAGUCAAUGCAAAGGAUCUCUACGAUAUUAUUGAGAAGGUUAUACCGCAACAUGGCAGCUACACGGUUCACUUUGUCGACGGACAGGGACAUCACUGUUCACGCUGUAUGUACACCGCACACUGUACUGGUUGUCGGGUGCCGGAAACUGGCUUGGUUGCACUUCAGAAUGGCGAUACCCUCGCCAUCCGAUAUACGGAAAAUCUACCGAAGAUCGUUCAGCCAAUUGAACAUAUUACUUUAACGAGACAACGGCCCCACCAUCCGCUCUCCCUUUACGAUUGUCUGCAAGCAUUUAGUCAAAGUGAAACCUUGGACGAGCUCAAUCCAUGGUUUUGCCCAACGUGUCAGCGUAACCAGUGUGCUACAAAAACAUUAACCGUCCAUCGUUAUCCCAAGUUUCUCAUAGUUUAUCUUAAAAGAUUCGUUUUCUACGAAUGUGUCAGUAUGAAGCUCGACGACAAAGUUACCUUCCCUCUGGUCGGAUUGAGCGUGGGCAGACAUCUGUACGACCUUUAUGCAUGCGUCUGUCACUUUGGAGGUCUUUCGGCGGGUCAUUACACUGCCUAUGCGAAAAAUCCUAAAACAGAUGUCUGGUACUAUUAUAAUGACGAGAUCACGAGCAGGCAGAAACCCCAAGAAGAAGACUUUAGCAACGCUUAUAUCCUUUUUUACAGUCGACAGGGGACUUCCUUGAAACCGUGCAAUAUAUGAGUGACAACAAUCGUUAUUCGUCGCCAGGACCUGACCCAAUCAAUCAAUCGUACGCUAAUAUCGGUAGAUACAUGAAUUAUCGUGUGCAGCACUGGUAAGCCAGCAUUCGUUUUGAGCUUACUUCAGACCGUACAGUUUUUCUACGAUUGAAAGUACAUCGCUCGAAUACACGUUACUAAGGAUAAAGUUCAACGGAACGUACAAAAUUUUAAUACUUAACAGUUUAAAUAAGUUUCACGUUCCGCGAAUCGAUUUCCGUCUUAAAAAUGAAAGUCUGAUAUUCCCAUAUGAUUUUACAUGCUUAAAUCAUAAGAGAAACAAAAAACAUUAAACACGUGACAGCUUUUAUACAGUUUUCGACCGUUAUAAUUCACAUUCGAUUGAAUUCAUGUAAAACGUAUUGACAUGUGUCUCUGCGUGCGUGCCUUUGUGUAUUUGUGUGCGUGCAUGCAUAGACGAAUGACUGAGCGUCCGUGGGUGGGUGUGUUAAGCCAAACUUUAGGUGAUAUCUAUUGAAUGAAGUUUUGUCAGAAAUCCAUUGUACGGCUCGCAUGUUAAUCUUUCUUCUUCGUUCCCUUGAAAUAGGAGGAAAGAAAUUCUUAGGUAAUUUUUAGGAUGCAAAAAAAAAGUAUAGAAAAUUAUCCGUAUACAUUUCAUACUUCAUGCGUAUGGCGGCGAAAAAUAAGUAUAUACUUACAUCGAUCUAUCUGUAUGUAUAAAAUUUGUACCAUAGUUAAAUAUAAUCACGAAAAAUUCAA